AUGUUCCCCGAGCGGCCGAAAGACCAGCUUACGAAGAACGAAGCAGAUCGCUUAGAUUUUGACGAAGCUCUGCUCCCAGAAGACAGUUGGGAAGGCGAUCUUGAAGAGGGAGAUUAUAAAGUGGAGGAAUAA
Peronospora matthiolae is the source of this 132-nucleotide messenger RNA. Lineage: Eukaryota; Oomycota; Peronosporomycetes; Peronosporales; Peronosporaceae. The record is from the annotation of a GenBank genome assembly.